This is a messenger RNA of Adineta ricciae, 2740 nucleotides long. The record is from the annotation of a GenBank genome assembly. NCBI's taxonomy places the organism in Eukaryota, Metazoa, Rotifera, Eurotatoria, Adinetida, Adinetidae.
AUGGUGAUCGGUAUGAUGGCGAUCGAAAUGGCUGGUGCAGUGUAUUGUCCAUUGUCUCCUGAAGAGCCUGUUAGACGUUUGCAGUCUCUGGUGGAAGAAACCCGUAGUCGUCUUGUAGUCAUACAUAACUUGACACGCGAUAAAUUCAAUGCCUGUGUUUCUACUGUGCUUAUCGACGCAUCGAUGUCUACAGAAAACAUGCUGAAUGCCAAUGAGCUUGAUCGCCUCUCAAACGUUUUUCUGAGCGGUGAUAACAUAUCGUAUGUUAUCUUCACAAGUGGAUCAACGGGUACACCAAAAGCCAUUCAAGUGCGUCAUCGAAAUUUAACGGAGGCGAUUCGCUCACAGGUAGAGCUGAACACGCUCAGCAAAAGUGAUACCUUGUUACAAAUGGCUCGAUGCUCGUUCGACGUGCAUGUUGGCGACGUAAUCGGAACGUUGAUAGUCGGCGCAACUCUUGUAAUGCUCCACCCAGAUGGUCACAUCGAUUUUGAAUACCUGAGUCAAGUGUUAAUAGACCACCAGAUUACAUAUAUGGAAGCUGUGCCUACUUUACUGACAAGUUUCUUCCACUAUUUAGAAGAUAACAUGUGCAACUCUGCCAGAAGAUUCUUAAGAUCUCUGUGCUCCGGCGGCGAGCCUAUAUUUCCUCAGUUGAUCAAAUUACUCCGAAGGAACGUUCAAACAACGUGUCGUAUUUGGAACUCGUACGGUCCCGCAGAAGCAACCAUCAAUUGUACCUUUCACCUGCUCGAUUGCGAGGAUGAGCAAAGCACUGUUCCAAUCGGCAGACUACUACCUGGCUAUCGGUGUGUUGUUAUCGAUCAGUUCUUAGAACCCGUCUUCCUUGGACAAGAAGGCGAACUUGUGGUAGGUGGCAUUGGUGUGUUCGCUGGCUACCUGGGAAGCGACAACUUGACGAAGCAUGCUCUCAUAGACAUCGACGGCGAAUUGUUCUACCGAACAGGCGAUCUUGUUCGGUUAAGUAGUAGUGGUGUACUUAACUUUGUUGGUCGUAAAGACUAUCAAAUUAAAUUGCGAGGGCAACGAGUCGAACUCGGGGAAAUCGAACGCUGCUUACUAGAGUCUUCCCCGUUUGUUUCAUCUACUGCCGUCGUUAAGUACGACGAUCAUCAUUUGGUUGCUUAUAUCCAAAGUAAUAAUAUUGAAGAAAACGAACUAGCUAAAUAUUGUCGAUCACAUCUACCGUCCUACAUGGUCCCGUCGGCGUUCGUCGUGCUCAAACAAUUUCCGUUAAAUGCAAAUGGCAAGCUCGAUAGGAAACUUUUGCCGAAGCCCAGCUUUUCCGGCUUAUCGACUGUCAACCAUCUAUUUCAAAACCAUAAGCCCAACUUAGAGCCCAACAGCGAACUAGAAAUGCGCCUUCAUUCACUUUGGUGCGAAGCUCUACAAUCAAAUCACAUUUCUACUAGCGAUAGUAUUUUCACCAUCGGCGGACACUCUCUCACUCUCAUUCACCUCUACGCCCGCUAUAAGAAAAUCUUUGGCUUCAAUACACGCCAUAUUACUAUCGGCCAGAUAUUUCAACAUCCAACAAUAUCCGACCACGCUUAUCUCAUCAAACAGGCGCUAAGUGCCGAGCAACAUCAGGAAGAAUGCUGGCCAUCACUACACAUCGAUCAAGGUCAAGUGUCGUUUGCUCAAGAACGCAUCUUUCUCGAUGAACGAAUUCGCUUCAGCUCACAAGGCAAUCGAGAUGUACUUUCCACGAAGGUUGUUGAUCUGCUUACCACAUAUGUUGUCAACGAUUGUCGGAUCUGGAAUGUAUACGGACCAGCUGAGACAACACUUGCUUCUCACUACUACCUCGUCGAUCCGACGAUUCAAACAAAGAGCAUUCCACUCGGUCGACCACUUCCUAACUAUCCAUGCCUGAUUUUCGAUGAGUUUCUACAGCCUGUUCCUGUUGGACAACAAGGUGAACUGCUCAUCGGUGGCGACGGAGUCUUUGCGGGCUAUCUCGGACGCGAAGACCUGACGCAAAAGGCGCUCAUUGAGAUCGACGGACAGCUCUUCUAUCGAACAGGCGACCUCGUUCGGCUGGACACCGAUGGCAAUCUCCACUCCAUCGGUCGCAAAGAUUAUCAAGUGAAACUACGCGGACAACGAAUCGAACUCGGCGAAAUCGAACAAUGUUUACUCAGUUCGUCGUCACAUAUGUCUGCAUGUGCGGUGAUCAAGUGGGGCGAUGAUCAUUUGGUCGCCUACGUCCAAGGAUCUCAUGUUGACGAAGCACAGUUACAUCUAUACUGCCACUCUCACUUACCACAGUUCAUGAUCCCAUCGAUGUUCAUCGUCCUCGACCAGUUUCCACUGAACUCGAAUGGAAAACUAGAUCGAAAACGUCUUCCCACACCCGACUUUUCUUCGGCAUAUAAUCGAACAGCUGAUGCUCCUCAAAGUCCACUACAGAAACAAGUACACGCCUUGUGGUGUCAAAUACUACAACGUGACAGCGACCAGAUAUCGACCACAGCGAGCUUCUUCAGCAUUGGCGGUCACUCUCUCCUUCUCAUGCAACUCUACCAUCGCUAUGUGACAGUGUUCGAGUUAGACUCAAAUACUCUUACCAUCGGACAGCUUUUCCAGCAUUCGACGAUCAUGGAUCAUGCUCGCUUUAUCCAACUUGCUCUCCAUAGCCCUAAACACGGCAACGAAUCUUGGGUGUCGCUCGAUCUCAACGAAGGUAAAACAGAAUUUCAUGGAAGAAUGCAACACU